AAAUAAACUAUUAAUCACUAAUGUGCUGAAGCGAAAAUGUCUUCCGGUUCCGAUUCAAAUCGUGUUGAUAGUGACACAGAUGAUAGUUCACCUUCGGCUUCAACGUCGCGUAAGAGGCCUAAAUUGGCGUACAAACAAAAAUACAAGAAGGAUUGGGAGAAACAAAUGCCAUGGUUACAAGAAAGCCAAAAUGGAGCAUCUUUUGGUUGGUGUAAAGCAUGCAAAUGUGACAUAAAAAUCACCCAUGGAAAGGGUGAUUUGGUAAAACACGAGUAUACAUCAAAACAUACGAAAUCUUGUGUAUCUACCGUAGGACAAAAAACCAUUACGUCCAUGUUUGCUGAGAAGACAAAAGAAAUGACCACAGAGAUGAGGGCAAAAGAAGCCGAGAUACGAAUUGCCGGUUUUGUCGCGGAACAUAAUCUUCCAUUUAAGAUAAUGGAACAUCUUCCAGAUUUAAUGCGUGCUGUGUGCAGUGACUCGGCCAUCGCUAAAAAAAUCAAAUGCGGUCCUACCAAAAUUAAAUCAAUUAUUACAAACGUAACAGGUGAAACUCAUCGGCAAAAUCUAAUAGCUUUGAUGAACAGUAACAAAUUUAGUUUAAUUGCCGAUGAGUCAACUGAUCGCUCGUGCACUAAAAAUUUGUGCCUAGUUGCAAGGAUAAAUUGUAAUAACAAUAAUGUAAAAGACUACUUUUUGGCGUUAAUUCCAAUACAUGACGCUACUGGCGCAGCUUUGUUUGAACAUAUAAUUCAAUUUUUCAAUAAGUAUGGAAUUGAUUUUAAACAAAACUGUAUCGGUUUUGCUUCUGAUGGAGCAAAUAAUAUGAUGGGGGGCCAAAAUUCUGUCGUAAGUCGUAUCAAAGAACUUAUACCUGGAAUAUUUGUCAUGAAAUGCAUAUGUCACAGUUUCCACCUUUGCGCGUCAUAUGCGUGCGAAAAGCUUCCUGAAGAAGUUGAAAAAUUCGCCAGAUAUGUUUAUAAUUACUUUUCCAAUAGUCCCAAAAGAACUGAGGAAUUGAAAGAAUUUCAACAAUUUGCUAAUGUAUCUCCAGUAAAAAUGCUACACCCAUCUUCUACAAGAUGGCUGUCACUAGAGUCAGUUGUCACUAGGUUACUCACUCAAUACGGCGCUUUAACGCUAUACUUUACGGAUAAAGCAUCAUCUAAAAAAGAUCAAGCAGCAUUUUCUAUUUUACACCUUCUUCAACAACCUGAAACAAAAUUGUACUUAGAAUUUUUGGCUUAUGCUUUACCAUUUUUUAAUAAAUUAAAUACGUUAAUGCAAAGUGAACAGCCACAAAUUCAUACUAUUUAUAAAGAAGUCAGCAACACCAUAAAAACAAUUAUGGAAUGUUUUAUUAAAGACAGUAUCAUGAGUAAAUUAAAUGUUUACGAGAUAGAUUUCCAAAAUCCACGGAACUUCCAAAAUAUUGAAGAAAUGUACUUUGGCGCCGUAAUAAAUAGCAGUGCUAAUUCAGAGACCCUUUUGCAAAUUAAAAAGCAAUGCCUUCAAUUUUAUAUUGAAUCUUUAAAACAGAUCUUGUCUAGAUUUCCCUUAAAAGAUUCUAUUUUUUCAAAAUUGGAUUUCAUGGAUCCAGAGACUGUUGUAAAUAGAAAAGUUAAAUCUAUUGCCGAUGUUGUGUCACAUUUUUCCAAUCUGCACUCCCAUAGUCUUCAAGACAUCGAUAGUCAAUGGAGAAUGUUGCGAAAUAUAAAUUUUGAUGAUUUUAAUUUAUGUAUUGGUGAUGACAUCGUAUCAUUUUGGCGGAAAGUUUCUAAAAUAAAAUUGGGUACCGGUGAACAAAAAUUUGGUAAAUUAAUUGCUUUCGUAUUUAAUUUAUUAUCUUUACCGCACUCCAGUGCGAAUGUAGAAAGGUGUUUUUCUCAAAUAAAUUUGAAUAAAACCAAUAUGAGAAACAGAUUAAUUAGUAGUACCUUGGAGGGUAUACUACUAACAAAAAGUUUGGUUUCCGAAGGCGGUCAAUGCGAUAAGUUUGAAAUAAACAAAGAGAUGUGUAAGAAAAUGAAUAGUACUGAUUUGUACAAAAACAAAGAAAAUGAGGGGUCUGAUUUAGACUCUGAUUAAAAAUAUAAUUUUGUAUACAUAUUACCUUGUUUUAUUUCAUAUAUGUAUUAAUGUAUUUGAAUUUUUACUUUGGUAAGUACAAAGGUCCACUAUAUUAAAAAUUGUAAAGAAAAAAUUAACACGCCGCUGCUUUGCCAUUCAAAAUGGAAUUCUCACGAUUUAUCACGAUUUUUUACGAUCAACCUAACGAAAUCUGUUCAAUGCCAUCUGUGAUCACUGUUUGACGUGACAUUUUAUUUUUGCAAUUGCUGUUGAAUUUUUGAAAAAAAAAUUAGUUUUGUGAUUUGUUACUGGUAAGUAUGCAUUGCAACGUCAAAGUUCACAACUUUUUAGAAAUUUUUAUAUUAUACUUGAUGAACAAAUGAAGUUUGAAUUAGUAUGUACAUCAGGAAGGACAAACGCAGUUCAGUGGGUCUAAUGUUUGUUGUUGUAAAAAAGUUACAUUUUUCACAAAUGAGAUAAAUAAUUUGUAGUACUGUAAAUACUCGUAGCAUAAUGAACUGAUUUGGUUCUAUCCCUUCAAAUUUGGCUAUACUUUGUUUUUUAUCG
Molecule: messenger RNA, 2637 nt
Organism: Photinus pyralis (common eastern firefly)
Lineage: Eukaryota; Metazoa; Arthropoda; Insecta; Coleoptera; Lampyridae
Product: SCAN domain-containing protein 3-like
Exons: 2
Coding region: 37-2088 (683 amino acids)
Molecular function (GO): protein dimerization activity
Source: RefSeq, a predicted model, not a curated record